Messenger RNA from Artibeus jamaicensis (Jamaican fruit-eating bat), 2110 nucleotides. It is a transcript of the gene SACK1A, whose product is annotated as family with sequence similarity 83 member A. The transcript has 4 exons. The record is from RefSeq and is a predicted model, not a curated record. Gene Ontology annotation, biological process: epidermal growth factor receptor signaling pathway. Lineage: Eukaryota; Metazoa; Chordata; Mammalia; Chiroptera; Phyllostomidae. Bases 199 to 1491 code for a protein of 430 amino acids.
GCGGGAAAUCACUCCGGUGGAGCGGGUGUGAGGGUGGCAGGUAGCCCUGGAUCCUGGGUGCACACUGGUCCUGAAAUUUGAGUGCCUUCCUGGAGGUCCAGGGCCUCUGCUCCUCCUCAGCGGUGUGGCCUGCUUGCCCCUGGCAUCGGGAAGAGCUGGAGUGCCAGCCUCCCCACCACAACUCAGGGGCAGGGCGGCAUGAGCCGGUCAAGGCACAUGGGCAAGAUCCGCAGACGCCUGGAGGAUGUCAAGAGCCAGUGGGUCCGGCCCGCCAGGCCUGACUUCAGCGACAAUGAGAGCGCCCGGCUGGCCACAGACGCCCUCUUGGACGGGGGGCCCGAGGCCUACCAGCAGGUCCUCCACAAGGAAGGCGAGGUGGACUUCUUGUCCUCGAUGGAGGCCCAGUACAUCCAGGCCCAGGCCCAGGAGCCCCCCUGCACUCCGGAGACCCCAGGAGGCACCGAGGCCGGAACCAAGGGACUGGACUCCUGCUCGUUGCAGUCAGGCACCUACUACCCUGCGGCCUCGGAGGGCAGCGAGCCUGCCCUGCUGCACACCUGGGCCUCGUCCGAGAAGCCCUACCUGAAGGAGGAGUCCAGUGCCACCGUGUACUUCCAGACAGACAAGCACAACAACAUCAGGGACCUCAUCCGCCGCUGCAUCGCUCGGACCAGCCAGGUCCUGGCCGUCCUGAUGGAUGUGUUCACCGACGUGGAGAUCUUCUGUGACAUGCUGGAGGCGGCCAACAAGCGCGGGGUGUUUGUCUGUGUGCUCCUGGACCAGGGAGGUGUGAGGCUCUUCCAGGAGAUGUGUGACAAAGUGCAGAUCUCGGACGGUCACCUGAAGAACAUCUCCAUCCGGAGUGUGGAGGCGGAGGUGUACUGUGCCAAAUCCGGCCGGAAGUUCGCUGGCCAGAUCCAGGAGAAGUUCAUCAUCUCGGACUGGAGAUACGUCCUCUCGGGGUCGUACAGCUUCACCUGGCUCUGCGGGCACGUCCACCGGAACAUCCUCUCCAAGUUCACGGGCCAGGCAGUGGAGCUGUUUGACGAGGAGUUCCGCCACCUGUACGCCUCCUCCAAGCCGGUGCUGGGCCUGAAGUCCCCUGGGCUGGUCCCACCCCUGCAGCCCCGAGUGGGACACAGCCCCCAGCCUGGCCGCCUCAGCGGCAGCAGCUGCUCCACCAGCGACCCCUUCAGCAGCCCCUCCUCGGGAAGCAACCCCCAGGACCAGAGCCUGUCCUUGUCCUCAGGGCGGGGCAGCCCUCUGGCCCCAAACCCACCUCCGCCCUCCAGGCAGCAGCUCUACCACGGCCUUUGGGGGGCCCUGAGCCCACAGGCCCGCUUCUCCCUGCGGCCCCACGACGGGCUGCCGGCUCUCUACAGCGACCUCAAGGCCUGCAGGCCCCUGCGGCUGCAGUUCGGGCAGCUGGGCCUGGUGCCCAGGGUGGCCCACAUCUGGAGGCCAUUUCUACAGGCACCCCCUCACUUCUGAGUGCCCCCAGCUGCCCUCCCAGGACUCCAGAUGGCCUGGCCCAAGGGCCCCUCCCCAACAAUCUGCAGCCUUGCCCCUGCUUCCCUUUGAGCGACAGGCUCUUGGCAACAUAGUUGCCUGUGUUUCCACAUUCCCAGGCCUGAGACCAUUCACUUGCCAACCCCCACCCGUCCCUGGGUUCUCCCCUCUCUAGUUUGGCCCAUGCAGCACAUUCCAGAAGGUUCCAGGCAGUAGGGGGUGGAGAACUAGAGGACAAAACUGUGACAGUAUAUAGAGCCCCUUUCUUCUACAGAGCCGGCCGGUGCUUUAUUACCAUUCUUCGAAUCUUCGUAACGUAAGAAGGGACAGAUGCAGCCCACGUUUUAUGUAUGGGUAAACUGAGGCACUGAGCCGCUGAGGGUGGGUGCGACCAGUGUGUUCCGUUCCCCAGUUCCCAGGAGCAGUCCACUCCCUGGGGGUGUGGGGAAGAGAGGCCAGGAGGAGGCCUGGGACCAUUCUGGACCAUUCUGGGAGAGGUGGGGCCGCUCCUGCUCCGUCGAAAGGUGUAAUACUGGGAACUCCUGGGCCCCAUGAGUGAGGCAUGGGGCCCCAGAGCUGCCACUGUUAAGUCGUGUGGGGC